AUGUCCAACCAGCUAAUGGUGCUUGCCGUGCAGGAGGAGGUGAUCAAUGUCUUUCUCCGUGUGGGCCAGAGCUACCUGGAGGAGAAUGGCCUCAGCACUGCCCUUCUCGAGAUGCCCGUCAAGAUGGAAGAGCCAGUGUACGGUCUGAAGAACUCCAUCUACCGCGACUACAUGGCGCCCGGCACCAUUCUCUCCAUUGCCUUCCUCAGCGCCAUUCCCCUCACAGCCAUGGUGCUCGUUGUCGAGCGAAAACAGGGACUCAUUGAGCGAAGCAUCGUCGCCGGCGCCAGCUACUUGCGCAUUCUCGUCGCCCUGCUCAUUCCGCAGAUCAUCAUUCUCUUUGUCUCCUCACUGGCGCUGAUGAUCUUCGUCUUUCCCGUCUUUGGCCUCUCCUACCACGGAGAGUUUGCCCUCAUUCUCCUGCUGACCUUUCUGCAGAGCAUCUGCGGCAUGUGCUUCGGAGUGCUCGUCUCAACGCUGGCUAAGGAUGAGAACUCUGCGACGAUGAUCGCCCUGGGCUUCUUCUACCCGAACCUCCUUCUCAGCGGCACCGUCUGGCCGAUUGAGGCCAUGACCCGAGUGCAGCGGUACUUUGCCAUCCUCCUCCCGCAGACCAUUCCCAUCGCCUCCAUGCGCAACAUCAUCAGCCGUGGCUGGACCAUCUUCUCCUUUGAGGUGGCAAGUGGCUUUCUCGUCUCCAUCGCCUGGAUUAUCGUCUUUGUGGUUCUCUCCACGUUCAUCUUUCGCUACCGCAAGGCCUAA
Rhagoletis zephyria (snowberry fruit fly) is the source of this 762-nucleotide messenger RNA. The record is from RefSeq and is a predicted model, not a curated record. Lineage: Eukaryota; Metazoa; Arthropoda; Insecta; Diptera; Tephritidae.